AUGAGUUCAGAAAUGGUUUACCAUAGCAAAUCUGCUGCUGAUGUCGAGGUAUUCACUGAACGCAUUGUUGCAGACGAAGAAUUAGCUCCUUUUCGUGAUCAAUCGGCAGAUCUAAUAAUUUCAAGCCUCAGCGCUCAUUGGAUUAAUGAUUUGCCUAAAUGGUUUGCUCGUUGUUUUUCGAUUUUACGGCCUGAUUGUCCCUUAAUAGGUGCUGUAUUAGCUGCUGAUACUCUACAUGAGCUUCGUGUUUCCAUUCAACUUGCUGAAACUGAAAGGCUUGGCGGAAUUGGUUCGCACAUAUCACCAUUUGUUCAGCCGCAUGAUAUCGGAAGUCUAAUGCAUCAUGCUGGUUUCGAAAUGAUAACAUUAGAUAUGGAUGAAAUUGAAGUUAUUAAUUAUCCAGAUGUUUUUUCUCUCUUAUUUGAUCUUCAAUGUAUGGGUGAAUCAAAUGCAACAAGGAAUAGAUCUCAUCUUCGCACCGAUGUUAUUGUAGCUGCUGAAGCUGUUUAUAAAGUAAUGUUUGCAAAAGAUGAUGGCUCAUAUCCAGCAACAUUUCAAGUUUUGUCGUUUAUCGGUUGGCGACCAGGGCCAAAUUCACCAAAAUUGGCAAAGCGUGGCUCACAAGAUGUUUCAUUCAAAGAUGUUGCAAAAAUUAUUGAAGGGUUUUCCCACUGA
Molecule: messenger RNA, 675 nt
Organism: Dracunculus medinensis (Guinea worm)
Lineage: Eukaryota; Metazoa; Nematoda; Chromadorea; Rhabditida; Dracunculidae
Source: the annotation of a GenBank genome assembly